Rhodamnia argentea is the source of this 1273-nucleotide messenger RNA. Its product is annotated as BTB/POZ domain-containing protein At3g56230-like. Gene Ontology annotation, molecular function: protein binding. Bases 185 to 1024 code for a protein of 279 amino acids. The transcript has 3 exons. Lineage: Eukaryota; Viridiplantae; Streptophyta; Magnoliopsida; Myrtales; Myrtaceae. The record is from RefSeq and is a predicted model, not a curated record.
UCAAAGCAAAUGACAUAUAUGAGGAUCCGGGAAGAGAAGGGACAAGAUGCGAGCUCCAAUCAAACAGUGAACGAGAACCCGGUUCUCUCUGCUAAUCUCUCCGGCCUGGUUUUCGGGGCGGACCUUCUGUAAGUCUCUUGGCUUCUGAUCAGAUUGUGGAAGACGAAAGAGAUAGGAGGAGGAGAUGGACUGCUCAAUAUGCAGCUCAUACCCGGUGAUCAUAAGGCCGCCGAGGAACACAAUCUGCGGGAGUUGCUCGGAAGGGAUCAAGACCGCGUUUAGCUUGAUGGGCUCUUUCGAAGGCGGCGAUGAUCAUGAAGCGGAGACGGCCGGAUUGGAGAGCAACCACCGCAAUCCCAAGUCUAUGGUCUCUCCCACCACCAAAAGCAAGGGACUAGCAGAUCUUAUUGAAUGGAUGAAGCGCACAAAGAAGGUGGAGGAUGAACUCUCCCAGAAGAUCUCUUUCUUGGCCGGCUCUCUCGUUUCUGCUUUCCAAGAACAAAUUCACACUGACCUCAAGAUUAAGCCUUCCAAUGGUCCUCCAAUUUCUGCUCAUAGAGCCAUCUUGGCAGCUAGAUCACAAAUCUUCAAGAACAUGCUGGACUCGGACUCGUGCAAGUCCUCGCCGAGCGACACCGUGACCAUCCCCGAGCUGACCCACGAAGAGCUUGAAUCGCUCCUGGAGUUCCUCUACAGAGGUAGCCUCGCCCCCGAAAAGAUGGACAAGCACAUCUACUCGUUGAUGCUCGCGAGCCACAAGUACGAGAUCCCGUACCUGCAAGAGUCUUGCCAACGGCGCAUGCUCGAGAACCUGAACGCUUCCAACGCGCUUGUCAUCCUGGAGAUCUUGGACGUUUGCUCCCACCAGAAGUUGAAGGACAUCGCUUUGGGCUUCGUUGUCAAGAACAUCGAUGACAUAGCUUUCUCAGCGAAGUACGAGGCCUUUUGCUCCAAGAACCCGCAUUUGAGUGUACAGAUCACGAGGGCAUCUUUGAUUGAUGCAAGGGAUAGGAGGAGAACUUGAGAUCAUUGUUGAAUCAAAUCUAGUUGGAUGGAAUUGUAUUUGUCCAUAUGCUAAUCUUUCUGUGAUUUUGUACAGUGAUUUAUUCGCACAUAGAGUGAAUUGCGCGUGUAAAACAUGAAGAUCGCCCCAUGUUAACAGGCACAUAGCAUAACGGAGUGUGCUAAUGGAAAGACCUUCGGAAAAUCAAGCAAGUUAAACUCCACAAUUAAAUCAAGAGAAGUUUGUUCAUUGAAUUUAGGAAACCGCACA